UUAGGACAGAAGAGUGGAAAUAAAUCAAAAAGUUUUGUUCGUACGUGUUUUCUGAUAAAACUUCGUACAUCUUACGUACGCGAUCUCUACAAUGUUUUGGACAGUCAUUCCCGCAAUAUAAAUAACACCUACCACAGUGCCGCGUACGCGUACAACAGUAGUGAUCAGUGAACAAACAACAGCUCCUACGUAUCAUCAAUAACUCAAUAUGAAAGUUACAGUUUCCACAUUAAACGAGGAGGUAUUCGUCCUCGAUGUAUCCGAAGAUUUGGAAUUGGAAAACUUUAAGGCGUUUUGUGAAAUAGAGUCCGGUUUUCCCGCGUCGCGGAUCACUUUGAUAUUCAACGGGAAGCCUAUGACCCACGACAAGAAGUCGCUGAAGGAGUUGGGCGUGCACGACGGGGACGUGAUCGUGAUGCUGCGAAUGGUGGCGCGCUCCGAUCCCGCGCUCGGAGUCGAAGACGCUAGCCAAGCUUUACCAACUGGCUUAGCAAAUCUCGACUUCAGCAAUAUUCAAGUGCCCCGGGCCGCGGCCGCCAGCACCUCCAUGGCCACAAGGGCGCCAGUGGAAGAGGAUCCCCGCAUCAUACGGGAGAUGUUCCUGGCUAAUCCGGAUCAACUUGCACUGCUCAAACAGAACAACCCCAGACUGGCUGACGCUCUGUUGAGUGGUAACCUUGAUUCGUUUGCGUCUGUGCUUCGGGAACAAAUAUCGGCGCGCACGGAGCGGCAACAACAACGUAUAAGGAUGAUGAAUUCAGACCCCUUCGAUACAGAAGCUCAGCGUAUGAUAGCGGAGGAGAUCCGUCAAAAGAACAUCGAGGCCAACAUGGAGGCGGCUAUGGAGUACAACCCAGAGACGUUCGGCACCGUGGUCAUGCUGUACAUCAACUGCCACGUCAACGGGUUUCCAGUGAAAGCGUUUAUCGACUCGGGUGCGCAAACUACCAUCAUGUCCGCCGCCUGCGCCGAGCGCUGCAACAUCAUGCGGCUCGUCGACACCAGAUGGGCAGGCAUAGCAAAAGGCGUGGGCAUCCAGCGGAUCAUCGGCCGCAUACACAUGGUGCAGAUGAGGAUUGAGAAGGACUUCCUCACCACCUCCUUCUCCGUGCUGGAAGAACAGCCCAUGGACAUGCUGCUCGGGCUUGAUAUGCUCAAACGUCAUCAGUGCAACAUCGACCUGAAGCGGAACGUGCUGCGCAUCGGCACGACGGGCACCGAGACACUGUUCCUGCCGGAGGCCGAGCUGCCGGAGUGCGCGCGCCUCUCGGGCGCCUCGGAGGACGAGCUGCUCGGCGCGCGCGACGAGCGCCAACUCAAGGAGGCGCUCGACAACUCCAGACAAGAUGCAGGUGCGUCGCCACGCGCGCCCGGCCCGGCGCAGCCGUCGACGCCGGCGGCGCCUGCCACGCAGCCGGUGCAGCCGCCCAGCCGGAUCGGUUUCCCGAACCCCAGCAUGACGAUCCUGCCUACGGACACAUUCAGCGAGACGGAGGUGGAGGAGAUCGUGGCGCUCGGCUUCACGCGGGAGCAGGUGCGUGUGCACUACUCCUCAGCGGAGCCAGGCCUUCUCCGUGCAGGAGAGACGAUCGUCGAGCUGCGGCGCUUCAACGGCGACAAGCGGCAGGCGACGGUGGCGCUGUUCGCCAAAUCGCUCAAGUUCUAGUCGCCGCGCCGCUGACUGCGUGCACUCGUCGACUGUUUCUUAUUUGUUAAGUUGUUUACAUUUGCGUGCAUUAUUUUUUCUAAUUUUGCUAACGAUAUGUAUAGAGGUUAGUAAACGCGUUUUCGUGAUUAUGAAAUGGCUCUCUUUUGACUCCGUUUGUGUCUGUCGGCGAGUCUUUCUGCGAUGACGACCGAAGUUUCUUGGUGUCGUCAUCGAUGAAAGUUUGGGUGUCCACGUCAAAUGUAUAACUGUUAUAAUAUCAAUUUAUUCAGGCAAAAGAGUCAUCAUUUGACACAUCUCGUUCAAUGUGCAAACGUAAGGUAUCAAAAUACAUAUCUAUUUUUCUUGCUUAUUUUAUAAAUAAUUAUAAUUACAUUUUGUUCUGUGCGGAACACUCGCGACCGCCCACCGGGCUUCUCGAUAUGUACACGUGCCUACUCGUAUUAUGUGUGCGCACUUUACAGACAAUAAAUAUAACGUUUACUGCCAAAUCAGUCCGCGUAUAAAAUCAAAUGUUGACGUCUAUUGCGUCGUGUAUAGUUUUGUUGUUUUCUGCGCUCUCGGAUGUUCCGUUCCUUAUCCGAACGGUCGGUGGGUGCGCCUGCGCGUGACACAGACGAGUUUACGACUUUCGGAACUGAUGUAUUUUCUGAAAUAACAAAUAGUAGUUAAGUUAUAUAGAGUAAGCGUUGUGUCGGUCGACGUGACGACCGCACGUCCGACGUCAAGCGGCACUCGUGGUGUCACAGAGUCGCCGCUGCGGGAGCGCCGCCCGCUGUGUCAUAUGUGUCACAUAUGAACUUCAUGAAAUGCAUAUCGGCACUAAAGCGAUAAUGAUCAACUUAUACAACGUGUGUAGGCUGUAAUGAUAGGCGUUUUUGGGUUCUCGGGAAUGGGUUUGUGAGACAAAAUCAAAAAUGUUUUGUCUGCCUGACGAGACGGACAGGUCUCGCGCGCUGAUCGCACGUAAACAAUGGAUUAUAUUCGUGUAAACACUAUCGAAAUCAUCUACAACAAUAUUUGUGUAAUUAAAAUAUAUACUUUAUAUUAUUAAUUAUAUACUUUUCUAAAUA
Bicyclus anynana (squinting bush brown) is the source of this 2739-nucleotide messenger RNA. It is a transcript of the gene rngo, whose product is annotated as protein DDI1 homolog 2. Gene Ontology annotation, molecular function: protein binding; aspartic-type endopeptidase activity. The record is from RefSeq and is a predicted model, not a curated record. Lineage: Eukaryota; Metazoa; Arthropoda; Insecta; Lepidoptera; Nymphalidae. The transcript is spliced from 10 exons. Gene Ontology annotation, biological process: proteolysis. The coding region runs from base 209 to 1666 and encodes 485 amino acids.